GCGGGGAGGGGAGAGAUGCUGAGCAGCACAGCCCGAAGCAUCCGUAUUCCCCUACAGUAGCGCCGCUCUCCCUCUUUUACUGCUGCUGCUGCCACUGAGCCAUUAACCUAUUCCUUCCCCGCCGCACCCUGUUACCUCUCCCUGUGCCCCAGCCGCAGCCACAAGCCCAGCCCAGACUGCUGCAGAAUCUGCCCCUGCUGCCCCUGGUCCUGUCUCCGACUCCUUCCCCUGGUCCUGUCUCCGGCUCUUCCCCUGGUCCUGUCUCGGCUCUUCCCCGAGCAUCAUGUCUGCAGGGGGAGAUUUUGGAAACCCUCUGAGAAAAUUCAAGCUGGUUUUUCUUGGAGAGCAAAGUGUUGGCAAGACAUCUCUCAUCACAAGGUUUAUGUAUGACAGUUUCGACAACACAUACCAAGCUACAAUUGGAAUAGACUUUCUUUCAAAGACAAUGUAUCUGGAGGAUCGGACGGUUAGACUGCAGCUGUGGGACACUGCUGGCCAGGAAAGGUUCCGCAGCCUCAUCCCCAGUUAUAUUCGGGACUCCACCGUGGCCGUGGUGGUUUAUGACAUUACAAACCUGAACUCAUUCCACCAAACAUCCAAAUGGAUCGAUGAUGUCAGAACAGAAAGAGGAAGUGACGUCAUAAUAAUGCUAGUUGGCAAUAAGACAGACCUUGCAGACAAAAGGCAGAUAACCAUCGAGGCAGGAGAGCAGAAAGCAAAGGAGCUAAAUGUCAUGUUUAUUGAGACAAGUGCCAAAACAGGAUAUAAUGUUAAACAGCUCUUUCGCCGAGUUGCCUCUGCUCUUCCUGGCAUGGAGUGUUCAGAAGAGAAAAGCAAAGAUGGAAUGAUUGACAUCAAACUUGACAAACCACAAGAGCCGCAGGUGGCCGACGCCGGGUGUUCCUGCUAAUUUGCCCGGAAGAACCUACCAACUACCAGAGGCCGGAUGCUUUGCCCAAAACACUUUCUUUUGGUUAGCCUGGAAAAGAAAAUCUUUUGGAUGCCAAGCCUAUAGAAUGUCGAACAACCUUUCAUUUACUCCACAAAUUGACAGCGACUCCCUCCCACAUAUCUUUUCUCAGUUUUGGGUUGUAACCCUUUAGUGACCAUGUCCAUAUUUCGCUCAGCAUGCACAGGUGGCAGAACUUAUAUAUAUAAAAGAAUAGGCCUCCUCUAAGACACAUAUGAAGUAUGUGUAUUUGUGUAGGUAACGUGGUCAUUAAGGGGUUCAUUUCCUUUUAUCUUUUCAUUGAACAUAUCACUUCCAGUUUUCUCUCUUUUUUUUCUGACCCUGUGUUUGCGCCCCUUACUCUUCAUUUGCUCACAACUCCCCCCCAAACAUCCUCCCCCACUCGAGAUAAGGAAAACAUAUCUGUGGAAUCACAUUUUUUUUAUAAUAAUAAUAUAAUAUAUAUAUAAUCUAGAUGCUAGAAGCUGACAUUUCACAGACGGAUAGUAAAUAUUGUGACUGAUGUUCUCCACAUAUCAAGAACCCCCGUGAAACAUAGAGCUGACGGAGACUUGCAGUACAUACUCACAUUGGUAACCCCACUUCUCACUAAGCUUACAUCGCCUUUCAGCCGACUAGGUUAUCUUCUGUUUCUCAGUCUCACUAAUCAGCCCUCGGAAGAAAAAAAUGGAAAAUCUUGCCUCUAAAUGCAAUUACUACCAUUUUAUUUUUUCACUUUUUGUUGUAAAAUACUAUUGUACUUUAUUAAAAUUGCCAAAAACUCAA
Xenopus tropicalis (tropical clawed frog) is the source of this 1735-nucleotide messenger RNA. It is a transcript of the gene rab6b, whose product is annotated as RAB6B, member RAS oncogene family. The record is from RefSeq and is marked provisional. The transcript is spliced from 8 exons. Gene Ontology annotation, cellular component: cytoplasm. Gene Ontology annotation, molecular function: GTPase activity; GTP binding. NCBI's taxonomy places the organism in Eukaryota, Metazoa, Chordata, Amphibia, Anura, Pipidae. The coding region runs from base 284 to 910 and encodes 208 amino acids.